Molecule: messenger RNA, 3261 nt
Organism: Alternaria incomplexa
Lineage: Eukaryota; Fungi; Ascomycota; Dothideomycetes; Pleosporales; Pleosporaceae
Exons: 4
Coding region: 1-3261 (1086 amino acids)
Biological process (GO): proteolysis
Cellular component (GO): cytoplasm
Molecular function (GO): calcium-dependent cysteine-type endopeptidase activity
Source: RefSeq, a predicted model, not a curated record
AUGGCAUCGAAUGGUACUCACAACGACUUCAUCAACAUCACCACUCCACACUCUAGGGCGCCCAGCAUGGUUCAAGAUACGCCUGCUCCUGCGCCACGGCCACGCUUGCCGGUCAGAAAACAAGCUCCUCAGAGGAACAUCGACGAGUUCUGGAACAAAUUCACGACCAAACACCCCGCCGCACAUGCGCCGAGAGGGUCCAUACCCGGGGUCAAUGCGCUUGCAUCCUACGAGGAGGCCAAGGAAGCCUGCACCAGAAAGGUCGCAAAGAUCGUCAAAGAGUGCCGACGACUGAACCAGAAAUACAGAGAUCCACAUUUCGAUAUAGAGGCCGACUUCAAACGGUCGCAGCUUAUUCCAGACACUCCCGCUGACUGCUUGACUGGGCUCAAUGAAGAGAACGCUGACUUCCAUCCUUUGUCGGUUAAGAGAGUCGAGGACAUCUUCGAUGAACCACGAUUUUUCAUCGAAGGCGCCACCGCGAACGAUGUACGACAGGGCAAUGACGGUGACUGCUGGUUCAUGUCGGCACUGGCGACGAUCUCGAACAAGGAAGAAUUGAUACAGCGGGUGUGCGUUGCGCGCGAUGAGCAGGUCGGCGUGUACGGAUUUGUCUUCCACAGAGAUGGCGAAUGGAUAUCCGAGGUCAUCGACGACAAGCUAUAUCUCAUCAAGGAGGACUUUGACGAAGCAAAACUUGAGCGCUCCCACUGGUUGGAACUUCAGAACCGGAAAAGCCCCGAAGAUGAAUACCGGACUGUCAUGCAAACCGGUUCGAGGGCUCUGUACUUCGCACAAUGCAGCGAUCCUAAUGAAACAUGGCUGCCACUGCUGGAAAAGGCUUUUGCCAAAGCACACGGCGACUACAGUGCCAUUAAUGGCGGCUUUGUAGGCGAAGGUAUCGAGGACCUGACUGGAGGUGUCACGUCUGAAAUCUUUGCAACCGACAUCUUGGAUAAGGACAAGUUCUGGCACGAAGAGCUCAUGAACGUCAAUAAGACGUUUCUCUUCGGAUGUGGCCAGAUGGGCGGUAUCUACGGCGCUCGCAAAGGUAUCCAGGAGAAACAUGCAUACUCCGUCAUGGAAGCACGCGAGAUCGAUGGCCAGCGCCUGCUGAAGCUUCGGAACCCCUGGGGCCGCACCGAGUGGACUGGUCGCUGGAGCGACGGUUCAGAAGAAUGGACUCCAGAAUGGAUGAAGAAGCUCGACCACAAAUUCGGGGACGACGGUGUCUUCUGGAUCUCGUACAAGGAUCUUCUGCGUACCUACCAGCAUUUCGACCGUACACGACUGUUCGGUCCGGAAUGGACGGUUUCUCAGCAGUGGACAAGUGUCAACGUUCCGUGGAGCGUCGACUACCUCGACACCAAAUUCAAGAUACAUCUCGCGAAAGGCGGCCCCGUAGUCAUCGUACUUAGCCAGCUUGAUGAUCGCUACUACCAAGGUCUGGAAGGCCAGUAUGAGUUCAACCUACAGUUCCGGCUCCACAAAGACGACGAAGAAGAGUACAUCGUUCGCAGCAACGGUACAUACUAUAUGACGCGCUCUGUCUCUACCGAGCUGGAUCUUGAGCCUGGUAAUUACACCGUCCUGCUCAAGAUCAAAGCAACCAGAAUUCCCGACAAUCCGACACCUGAUGAAGUCAUUCGUAUGACCUGUACCAAACGGCGCGAGAAACUGCUGUCGAUCGGGCUGUCUUACGAUCUUGCGCAUGCCAAAGGACAUUUCCGGGAGCAAGAAGAAGACAAGGCCAAACGUCACAAAGAGGAGAGAGUUGAGCGCAAGAAGGCUGAGAUGAAGCAAGCUCAUCAACGCCGUAAGAGAUUACGCCAAAAGGCUGAGCUGCGUGACCUGAAGAAAGCUGCGAAAGAGACGCGCAAACUCAAUCAAUCUGGCGACAUGGCAGAAGUCGAGAGGAAGCUCGAAAGCCUGUCUGGUCUUGGAAUAAAUGUCGAGGAAGACAACCGCACUUCCGGCGACGAAGACGCUAAGCCUGUUCACCAAGCAGUCUCCAGGCACCAUCGUGCAUCGAGCCUUGACCCACUCCGUGAGCGCUCGGCUAGUCCAGGUGGCGGUUUUGGCGGCCGGAGUGGAUACAACAAAGGUCGUGAUGGCUACAAUGCAUCGUUUCCCGGAGCAUUGCAGGGUCGUGGCGGCUACAACCGCGACAGCAAUGGCUCUGCAAUCCCUGAAGCUGCAAUCCUUCAAGGACGUGGUGGAUACCACCACAGUCCCCAACCUUCUCCUGCGACCCAUAGUCAAGGCUUUCAAGGGCGCGGAGGCUACAAUCAAAAUAUGCCUGGAGAGCUCCAGGGUAGAGGAGGGUACAACCAAAAUAUGCCUGGUGAGUUGCAAGGCAGAGGGGGGUACAACCAGAAUAUGCCAGGCGAACUCCAGGGUCGCGGAGGUUACAAUCAAAACAUGCCUGGGGAGCUUCAGGGUCGCGGUGGCUACAACACUGACUUUCCUGGUGCAUACCAAGGUCGCGACGGAUACAACGAAGGCCAGAUGACGGAUUCGCCUAUUCCUACGCCAUUGCCGACGCCUAUCCCCACGCCGCUGACUGAUGAGUUUCGCCCUGGAACGCCCGGUCAAAGGACAUACAGUCCGCGUCCUGAGCACCGACCAUCAACUGGCGUUCGCCGGGCUACACUCACCCCCAUCCCGGGUAUCCGACCUGGUAUUCAGGUCACUCGCGGACGAACUGCUAGCGAGUACUCCCACCGCGCUCAGCACGGAAUGCACUCGCCCGACGAUAUGUCCGACGACUCCUGGGAUUCCGAUCUCGAUGGCCCCUGCUCGCUCGACUCGGAUCUCUCCGACGAUGAAGACAACAUUCCGCGCAUCUUCUCCGAGCGCCAGCGCUAUGUCUACAACAGCACGCGCUACCCCUACCUCGAAGAAGAAGACGAGUUCGAGCGCGACCCCUGGAACGCUGUGUGCGUCGUCGGUCUCCGCGUCUUCAGCAAAGACAACACCGACGUCACCAUCGAAGUGCAAAACAGUGAGGGCGAGACCAAGAAGAAGUCCGAUGGCGACGAUGCAAGUGUAGCAAGCAUGGGCACGAUCAGACGCAAGGAAAAGGAACUCGAUGUUGAUGAUAGUGCGGCAGAUGCGACGAGUCCGAUGCGCAAGAGGAAUACUGGUCUGGAUGAUGCGCUUGAUUCUAAAUUGAAUCGGGCCGAUGAAGCGGAGCUGGUGAGCCAAAUUGGCACGGCGCCGGCAGGCGUGGAGAGGAGUCGCCAGGGGACAUUGAGCUGA